Messenger RNA from Manduca sexta (tobacco hornworm), 5285 nucleotides. RefSeq lists its product as uncharacterized. The transcript has 11 exons. Bases 664 to 4263 code for a protein of 1199 amino acids. The record is from RefSeq and is a predicted model, not a curated record. Lineage: Eukaryota; Metazoa; Arthropoda; Insecta; Lepidoptera; Sphingidae.
CGUGUUAGUUGCGUUCAAAGCACCAACAAGAAUAGGCGUCAGUGUGAUGUUUCCCGCCUGAAAGAUCAGUGUAUGUUUGGACUAAAAUUAUUGAUCGUAAACGGAUCAUUGUGCAACCGUCGCUCGCGCAGCUCUUUGAAAUCAUUCUGCCCUAUCGCGACAUACCUUGUUACGAGCCGAAUUACUAAUUCGACUAUUCAGUAUUCUAUUCGAUCGUGUACAGUAAACUCGUGUGUGUAAUAUAUGUUUAUUUUUUAAAUAUGUUUAUCGUUUGACGUCGACUUGUAUGGUUACGAUAACAGUUGAUAACGUGUGACAAGAUAAAUGAAAUCGAGUUUAUACGCUAAAACCAACUAGUUUUAUUACCUGGAGAGUUAUCACUGUACAACAAUGUGGUAAAAUAUUUUAGAAUUAAAUGUAAAUUAAUUGAAGUGGUUCCUUUUAUAAACAUUAUCUACGCAUGAGUGAUGCGUCUGCGCCGGUGCAAGUGUUACGUUAGGACUAUUUUCGUGGCACGGAAAUAAGAGCGGCAAAAGGAACAAAAAGCUCGGAUCGCCUGAAAAACUUGAGGACGUAGUGUUGAGUAUAUUUCUGUCUGUUGUGGCCCGAUGUCCGCAACACUUGUGUGUGAAAUUGGUGUCGUAUUGUGAGUUGUUCCUGAAAAUGAAGAGCACGAUCAGAUCGAAACUAAAGUCUAUAUUUAGUUCAAAAAAAGGUAAAAAGCAACACCAACAGUCUUCGAAGUCAUCCCGCUCACCAUCGCCCGAGUCUCCACCAGACACAUCACCAGAACAGGAUGAGGCCUACCAGCCGGUGCUUCGGACGCCGCCUCCGAGCCGCGCGGGUCCCCCUCCAUCGCCACCAGUGCCCACGAACCCAGUGGCGCCCGUGGCUCCGGAACCAUCAGCCCCUCUCCCCUUGAUGCCGUGCCUCGUCUGUGGACGGACCUUCGUGCCGCAGUCGCUCGCGAAACAUGUGAAGAUAUGCGAGAAGAUGACUGUUAAGAAACGAAAGACGUUCGACUCUUCAAGGCAGAGACGAGAAGGUAUGAAGGCGACAAACAGUAAUACCGGUACGGAUCUGGAACAAUACUUGCCAAAGAACUUCGGUCUUCCAGAAAACAGCCCGUUCCUUGAGAAAAGUCCGCCAAACACGGCUAAACCCACGCCAAAAACUAAGCCACAUUCUGUGAGAAGUGCUAUCAUGAAGCCAGCCGCAGAGCUGCAAAAGUGUCCGCACUGCGCACGCGCAUUCGGCGUGCGCGCGUUCGAGCGGCACGUGGAGUGGUGCGCGGACAAGGCGAAGAUCCUGCCCGCCGCGCCCGCGCACGCCGCGCCGCACAUCGCCGACGCCAAGCAGCGCCUCAAUGCGCGCACGCAGUACAAGGCGCCACCCGUCAGGCAGCGCAAAUCAUCCCAAACACGCGAAAAGUCAUCCAACAGCAGAUCGGCGUCUGUAGACUCCUCGCGCGGGGUGUCGCCUCCGCCGCCCAGGGAAUAUGGUGAUUACAGACAAGGACGUAUUAGAGCUUCAGAAUCUAUGUCAAGUAAUGAUUGUCACGAAGACACAUCUCCUCAUGUGCCCGUGAUAAGAAACUCGAGAAAUUCACAAAACAACUCAUCAGGCGACGCAAAUGUCAAAGCAAGGCAGGCGAGACUCGCCAGAGAUCUUAGCAGUUCUAGAAAUACCCAAAAUCCUCGAUCCUCCUCUAUCCAACAAAGUCGUACUGAUCCGAAUAUAAAAAAGUCUCAACCGGAAAGUAAACCCAAAACAAGAAUGAACGUCAAAAAGCAACAACAGUUGAAAAAGCUUGAAGCUAUUGCAAGUAAAUAUAGUGAAGACAAAAAGAAUGAACAGAAGGAUAAUUCAAAGAUCAGGCGCGAAAAAAGUCUUAUUCCAGUACCAAAAAAAAUCAAAAAAAAAUCUGAAACAGUAGCUCCUACCAAUAAUCCACCAAUUGAAACAGUUUUAAUUAAGGAAGAAAUCAAAGAAGUAAAAGUGAAUACUCUUAAACAAAAGAAACCGAUACAUUUAUUAGAAGCUACCUCUCAAAUUUCCCUGAAAGAUAAGACAUUAGACAAGAAGAUAGAAAAGAAAUUAUUAAAUAAAGAAAAGGUUGAUCCACUUACAAUCACCAAGGAAAGUACCAUGAGUUUAGAUAGUCUUGAAGAAUGCCCACAGAGUGGAAGUAGUCACAAAGAUUCUUUAUAUAACUUAAAUACGGAACUACUUUGUGUUCCUUGUGUAUUACACAACACGACUAAUGAGAAGCAAUAUAAAAGAUCUAGUAGCAAAAAUAAAUCCAAAGUUAAUCAUCACGUAAAAAAUAUAGAUAGUAAUAUUAUUGAGCCUAAAGUAGAAUUACUUUAUAGAAAUCCAAUUGUUGUUAGCUCUUGUGAUAUAAUGAUUCCAGAAUGCUACGAUGAUAAGAACUGUUCACAAAAAGACUUAGCUUUUAAUUCACCAGUAGAAUCCAUUUUGCCGGACAGUCUUAAUCUUGAUAAUACCGAGUCGUCAAUUUGUCUUAAAAAUUAUAAUUAUGACGAUGACAAUAAAAAAAAUUGUUUAUUAAAUAGUGAAACUAAUAAUGUUAUUGAAGAUGCAAACUUCGAAUCUGAGGAGCUUAAUAAUUUAUCAGCUGAAAAUAUUGAAGAAAACUAUGAACACGAUCUAAGUGAAGAAUUAUUUAAUGAUUCUGCUGACAACAAUUUUGAAGAAAACGAAGAAAAAAGACAUGGUAGUGGCGAAACUUAUACAAAGUUCACAGAAAAUCCUGCAGAUCUAGAUGAAUUUAUGAUUAUGACUGAUAAAUUAUUACAUAAUCGGAACUUAAAUGAAACCAAAUUUGAAAUAGAAAAAAAUGUAGAGAAUUUUCAUACUCCUAAAACAAAUUCAUUAGAAACAAUCAAUCAGUCUGUUAUGGGAACUAUUGAUACUGAAGGUAAAGAGGAACCGACGCGGAAUUUUUCCGAUAAUUUUGAACAAUUAAAAAAUGAUUUAAAAGAAUUACUUGGAGAUGCUGACAAUGAUGUGAAACGCAAAUUAAAUAUUGAAGAGUUUAACGAAGAUAAAAUUAACAGACAAGUUUCUGAUAUGGAACACAUUACUGUGUAUGAACUUAAGUUUUAUGAAGAGGAAUCAAACAAAGAUAAUAUCACAGGCGAUUAUGAUGAAAGAAAUAGUUCCCCUGAAUUUAAACUACCGUCUAUAACAUCAAGAAAUAAAUUAGACACAAAAAUUCCUCAAAAUCGCAAAAAGUUGCAAAAAAUAUAUCAGCCUAACCGCAAGAAUAGAGUAAUAAAUGCACAAACACGCGCUAAUAAAGAAUACCAAACGUUUAUUGUUAAGGAAAAUGUAGACAGUGACAAUCAAUCCAUUUCAUCAGAAGCGCCACCUUUAAAAUUACCUAGAAUAGAAAACAAGAGCAGUAAUAACAUUGUCAAUGACAACCUGUUCCCAUCCUCUGUGAAACGUUCCACGUCCCUCCUGGAUUCAAUCCAAAAGAAAAGCGUGCAGAAAACAGAGUAUGCAAAGGGUCGCAACAAAACAGAGCAGCUCGAACAAGACAUAAUGCAGUCGCUUAAAGAUUUCGAUAAAUUUUACGAAUCCGAAAAGAUUGACAGUUGCCAUUCAAGCAAAGAAACAGUCAACUAUAGCGUGAAUGCAAACGUUAAUACAGUGAAACGCGAACCUCUAGCGAAAUUGGAUCGUAAACCGAAGAAAAAAGAAACUAUAUCAAAUGGAAAUUACACACCGAAUGGCAAAUCGAGCAAUGAUUCAGCUUAUAGCAGGUUAGUCAGCUUAAACCGAAUAUCGCCUGCGAAAUUAACGAUCUGCAAUAAGGAACCUAAUGGACUUCCACCAAUGGAUAAAUGUCCCAUAAGUUCGGAUACUGGUAGCAGUCAUAAAGAGGACAACAGGUCUAUUUCUAGCGAAGAGUUUCUGGCGAUGGAACGAUCUGCUGAAAUCGACGGCGCGUCUCCACAAUCGGAGCAACAUACAAAUUACAAAGAAUUGGAUAAUCAUGCACUCAAUGACAAACGCACAAGCUCCCGUUCGUCGUCGCGGCGCAGCUCGACGUGGAAGCCGCACGGGUCGCUGAGCUCGAGCGGGUCGGAGGCGUCGCUGCACGCGCGGCAGUGCGCAGGCGCACCGGCGCCGGCGCCGCGUCUCUCUCGCUUCUGCCACGAAUGCGGCAGGAAAUUCCCCGUCGACACCGCCAAAUUUUGCAUUGAAUGCGGUGUCAAACGACUACUAGUUUAAUCAGAUGACACUGGAGUCAAUCUAGAUAUCUAGUCCGUAGUUAAACUAGAAUAACAUAUGUAUCGAAUGUUAUGUCACAUUUUGCAAAGGAGUUUAUUCACUGCGAUGAAUGAGAUGGUGUUUCAUGAAUGAUCUUAAUAUAUUUACAGAACUUACUGCCCUAAAUUAUUGAAUAAUAUAUGAAUUACACUAUGUAAAGUAUGAUGAUAGAAUACUUCGCGUGCAAAUGUAAAAGAAUCCCUGCUAAUUUGCUUGCAGAAAGUGCUACUGUCGUCUGUAACAGUAAACUCAGUGUUGAAGUAAUGUCUGACAAUACAGUCACAAAUAACGUAACAUUGAGUUGGUUUGCAUUUGAGAAUUAUUUAAGUAUGCCUUAGUAUAGGUACCUGGUUAUGAAGUGUAUAUUCUUAUAUAUGCGCACACAAUUUAACAAUGGACCAUUGCUGCCUUUAUUUAAAAAGAUGUUAAGUUAAAGCUUGCUUGAAAAGUUUAGUAAUAUAGUUAAUAAACUUAUAAUGUUACCAAAUUUCUAUAAUUUAUAAACUAAUUUGUGCCUUCUUGAGUAGAUAGAACUAAUUUCGAUUGUUUUGAAGGAAGACGCUGUUUUAUUUGCACAGUGUUGUGUAUUUUGUCUUGACAUAAAGUAUCAACGAUCUGGCCAGGGUAGCCUUGGAAAUCAAAAAUAUCUGUGAUAUGUGGAAAACUUGAAAUGUCAGAAUUAGUGUCCCAAUGUAUGAAUGGCUUCUGAGGUAACUUAUAAGUGCCAAUUUGUUUAUUUUCGUUUUUAAUGGAAUUUUGUGUAUAUUUUUACUUUGUUUUGGAAUUGAUAAUGGAUAAUAUUUUUAUAAUUACACUUCCUAGGAUUUCCAUCAAUGUCUCUUGUCCACAGUAUAGUUGGCCAUUUUAACAAGACUGAUUUUAUUUUCAAAGUUUUCGAACUAUGAAUAAUCCUUAGUUACUGUUGUAUAUUGAUUUUAAUAAAAUAACAAUUUUAUCAUGUAAUAAAUUAACAUUUUAUCAUA